CCUGCCGCUCUAGCUACACUCGCGGUCGCUGCUUUUAAUGGCCUGGGGGAGUCCCGAGUCGGACGUGCUACCGGUCUCAGACUCCACCCCCACCGUUCUGCGAGCGCUUCUGUGACCCAGGGAACCCGCGGACAUUCGGCUCGAGGGUAGCGCCUACUGGGGCUCAUUCCAAGAGGUGAAGUAGAGCAGGGCGCUUUGUCCCGGGGCGAGUCCGAAGACGCUGACCCUGGGACCCUCACUGGGUCGUCCUUGUCCCACCGACUCUUCUCUGCUUUCCUGUAUCCUCCCCGCGCCUUUUUUUCUAUCUUGCUCGGACUCUUCUUCUCACUUCGGCUCCCGCCCCUCUUGGGAGCUUCCUCUUCCAUCAGCUCCUCCCCGCCUCUCCGGGGACCUGUCCCCCUUCUUGCCCCUCCUCCACCCCCCGAGGCCGGGCUGGACGCGACCCAGAGCCGCCACUGCCCGCUUCUGCCACUCAAUGGAGGACGGUCUGCUGGAGAUCAUGACCAAGGACGGCGGCGACAUGCCGGCGCCUCUUGAGGUGUCCACCGUGCCCGCCGUGGGGGACGUGAUCUCCGGGGAGUACAACGGAGGCAUGAAGGAGCUGAUGGAGCACCUGAAGGCCCAGCUGCAGGCCCUGUUUGAGGACGUGAGGGCCAUGCGAGGGGCUCUGGACGAGCAGGCCUCGCACAUCCAGGUGCUCUCGGACGACGUGUGCGCCAACCAGCGGGCCAUCGUCUCCAUGUGCCAGAUUAUGACCACCGCGCCCCGCCAGGGUGGCUUGGGCGUGGUCGGCGGCAAAGGGAGCUUCCAGGGUGUCCCCCAAGAGCCGGAGACCCCUUCGCCUGGGAUCGGGGACAACAGCUUGCUGGGUCAAGAUCCCGAGGACGAGGAGGACGAGGACGAAGAGGAGGAGAAAGGGAUGCCUAGCCCCGCCACACCCACCAGUCACUGUGAGCGCUCGGAGAGCCCCCGAGCAGGUCUCCUUGGGGGGGACGGGCCACUUGUGGAGCCCCUCGACCUGCCUGACAUUACCCUGCUGCAAUUGGAGGGCGAGGCCUCCCUGUGAGGGAACUCUGAGGGGGCACUAACUUCCCGGGCUGGCUUUGGGUUUCCCAGUGCAUGACGCGAGGGGACUGAACAGCGCGGUGCAGCAUGCUUCACUCGGACAGCUGCUCUUGUGGGUCAGGUAGAGAGAGACUCCCUCAAGGAACGAUUCGUAGGGUGAAUGACUUUGGGAGCAUCAAGAGUUCUUUUUGCCCAUCCAAGCGUUUAGCAAACUGCGGAAAGGUGAGGUCCCAGGAGAGGAAGUGCCCGACUCUGGACUCUCAUCCAUCCCUUUCCCUGACCAUUCUCCCUCCCCAGGCAACAGGAGAACCCCUGAAUUAUGUAAAUAAAAUUCUGCUUUUUCUAUUGUGAAAAAGGACUUAUCUAGGACUAUGGCAAAUAAUCUCUAAUGUUUUACCUAGAAAUUAAGGAAUUGGGGCAUUCUGUUCUGGCAACAGGAAAUUUACCCUUCUCCUGAAAUCCAAGAUAUUCAGUGUUCUGCAGAAGCCUCUCCCCCUCACAGAUCCCUGCAGCUGCUGAUUGGUAAAGGAAGCUUGAGGAGGGAACUGCAGCCCUAGGAAUCUGGGUGAAUGGGGUUCCAAGGGCCCCUGGGCUGGGAGGAGCUGGCUAUGAAUGUGCAUGAAGACAUAAUAGCUCAACCUCUAGAAUUUUGCAUGCAGAGCAGACCCUGCCUUGCCACUCAACUGACUUCAUCUGGGAUUGCUUUUCCACACACUGGGGCUUAGAAAACAAAGAGCCCAGUUCACAGGCAGAGACUCGGGGUGCUCAGCAACAGCCCAAAUUUAGGGGACAUUUGAGGGACUCUUGGGGGCUGCAGCCAAAAACUGUCUCUACUGGCUACACCUGUUUCACUUCAGUUCCUUUUUCUGUCAAUAUGUCCCUGCCCGUUGCCUCUCGGUGUUGCCUCCAUUACGUCUUGUGUGUGUUAUGCGUGUCCACUUGUGUAGUAGUGUGUGAGCCCUGAGGGGCAGGGCUUUGGCUCUGGUGUUAGGUUCAGUGGGCUUCAGAACCUUCUGUGAGCCCUAAGCUGUCAUGGCACUUCCCCCCACCCAGUCCCCGCGUCCCUUACCCAACCAGGGCAUGGAGCAUGUGGCUGUCCUGAGGUUCCUUAAUUGAUGUGCCUCCCUCCUACCUUCUGAAGUGGUGACUUUGUGUGCCCUUCCCCUCCUUUAUGUAUUCCUUCUCAAUGCUUUCCUUGGUGUUAAUCUUAAUAAAAAGGCUUCA
Marmota monax (woodchuck) is the source of this 2289-nucleotide messenger RNA. RefSeq names its product coiled-coil domain containing 184 (gene Ccdc184). Lineage: Eukaryota; Metazoa; Chordata; Mammalia; Rodentia; Sciuridae. The transcript has a single exon. The record is from RefSeq and is a predicted model, not a curated record. The coding region runs from base 476 to 1066 and encodes 196 amino acids. Gene Ontology annotation, cellular component: cytoplasm.